AUGUACCUUGGAUCUGAGGCUCCAAAUUCCACAGUGAAGUCAUCGAGAAUGUUCAAGGUGCUGAAGGAGAUUUGUGAUGACAAGGAGCGAGUGAAGGAGCAUGACAUGGAGGUGCAUGUGUCUGGCCGUGUCCGAAGCCAGGGCUCAGCGGAGGCUUUGCAGGAGAAUCUGGGCAACUUCGUAGAGGAUUUGUCUGCUACCGCCAGCCAGCUGGGAAACGAUAUGAAGCUGAAAAUGCCGAAGAAGAAAAAGGUUCUCUCAGAAGAAGAUCUUGUUAACAAACAAGUCGUGGCACUCUUCAAACGGUUGCUUGCAGACGAUUCCAAGAUUGCAGCCCAGCUGCUGGAUCUGCAGAAGGUCGAUUAUUCCUCUGAGCUCGCCGAGACCUUGCGCAAGCACAAAGUGAAUCUCAAGACCAUCGUGGCCAAUUUCGAUGCAACCACCAAAGCUGUUGAGGAUGUAGCAAGCAAGAAAAAAGCGAUGGAGGAUGUGUCGGAAGGCACAAAAGUCAUCUAUCGAGAUGUCAAGGAAGCAGCACGACGCAUCAAGGCAGCAGGUCUGAAACCAACGAAGGGUCUGGAAUCACAGACAGAGGCGGAAACCCGCACAGGCUGGAUCAGAGCUGAGAGGGAGGGAGAGGAGAGAGGGACCCUAAACACUAAACCCUUAACCCAAAGCCCAUUAAUAUAUAAGCCUAAAGCCUAUAUUAUAUAG
This is a messenger RNA of Symbiodinium necroappetens, 714 nucleotides long. The record is from the annotation of a GenBank genome assembly. NCBI's taxonomy places the organism in Eukaryota, Dinophyceae, Suessiales, Symbiodiniaceae.